GAUUGAAUACAUCCCUUGACUAUACAUUAUAAUAUCCGCUACAUGAUACAUCUUUUUGUCAAAAUGGAAAAAUUAACAGAGUUAUCUAUUGCGCAUCCAGGGAAUCGAACCCUGGUCAGUACCGUGGGAGGGUACUAUGAUACCACUACACCAGAUGCGCUGUCUUGUCUCCUAAUUUUCUUUAUAUAAAUUUAUAACUAUUUCUAUUUUCCACCUCAUCAAAUUCACCUUCAUUUUCAAAACAUCGUGCAAAAGUUUGUAAUCUCCUCUCUAAUCGAAUUGACCCAUCCAUCCCCACGAUCUUGGUCAUCUUCUGAACCCCUAAUCGGAUCGGUAAAAGCCAUGGACAAGAGCAUCAGCAUCACCUCCUCCAACGUUACCACCACGACGACUUCAAUGGAGAAGAUCGAUCACGCGGCUAGCUGGAUCAGCGCCACCGUCAUCUCCGCUUUUUUCACCUCUCUCGAACGUUGCGCAUGCGUCAAUCUCUCCACCUCUCAUGAUGAUGAAGACGACGACGACGACGAGGAGGCUCACCACCGUCCCCUCGCCCUCUCCGCCGCUCCUUACCAAAACGAUAUCGUUUAGCUCUGUUUUUUAUUUUAACCGCUGGUAAAUUUUACCUCCUCUCGUGUUUCUUUUGCUAAAUUCAAUUUGGUGUGGAUUUUGUAAUUUUCUUGAUUUUUAAUUCAUACGUUAAAGUGUGUAAUCCUAUUGAAUUUUUCAGACAUUUUGUUCUGUAAAAUGCUUGAAUGAGAAUUUGAUCAAUUCACGUGUUAAUUAUCUGA
Molecule: messenger RNA, 788 nt
Organism: Capsella rubella
Lineage: Eukaryota; Viridiplantae; Streptophyta; Magnoliopsida; Brassicales; Brassicaceae
Exons: 1
Coding region: 343-588 (81 amino acids)
Source: RefSeq, a predicted model, not a curated record